This is a messenger RNA of Vidua chalybeata, 3936 nucleotides long. RefSeq names its product BCL2 antagonist/killer 1 (gene BAK1). The coding region runs from base 131 to 793 and encodes 220 amino acids. The record is from RefSeq and is a predicted model, not a curated record. Gene Ontology annotation, biological process: regulation of apoptotic process; intrinsic apoptotic signaling pathway in response to DNA damage; extrinsic apoptotic signaling pathway in absence of ligand. The transcript is spliced from 7 exons. Gene Ontology annotation, molecular function: protein homodimerization activity; protein heterodimerization activity. Gene Ontology annotation, cellular component: mitochondrial outer membrane. Lineage: Eukaryota; Metazoa; Chordata; Aves; Passeriformes; Viduidae.
GGGAGCGGCCGGAGGGAUGGAGCGGAUCCCGGCAGGGAUGCGGUAGCUCCCGGGGUAUCCCGACCCGCUGCACCCCGCCGGGACGCGGUGAAGCUGCCAUUCCCAAACCUCUCUGCAAUGGCCUCAGGGAAUGAGGGGGACCCUCCGCGGGCGCAGGGGCGCCAGGGGAGCCAAAGGCGCAGGCUCAGCUCAGAAGGCCGCGUGGCGGAGGAGGCCGAGGAGGUGUUCCGGGGCUACGCCUUCUACCGCUACCAGCAGGAGCGCGAGGAGCGCGGGGCAGAGCUGCCGCCCGACCCCGAGAUCGAGCAAAUCCAGCAGGAGCUGCGCAGCAGCGAGAGCCAGGUGGGGCAGCGCCUGGCCAUCAUCGGGGAUGACAUCUACCGGCGCUACGACGCCGAGUUCCGCACCAUGCUGGAGAGCCUGCAGCCCACCCGCGAAAACGCCUACGAGCACUUCACCAAAAUUGCCUCCAGCCGCACUGGCUGAGGCGGCAACACGCAGCCUGUUCGAGAGCGGCAUCAACUGGGGCCGGGUGAUCGCCCUGCUGGCCUUUGGCUACCGCAUGGCCAUGCACGUGUGGCAGCGCGGCGUCAGCGGCUUCCUGCGCCGCAUCGCCCGCUACGUCGGGGACUUCAUGCUGCAGAACCGCAUCGCCCGCUGGAUCGCCCAGCAGGGAGGAUGGGAGGCCGUGCAGAACCUGGACAAUGUUUACAUGAAGUACAUGCUGGUGGCAGCCGUGGCGGUGCUGGGGUACCUGGUGCUGCGACGCUUCUUCACCCCCUGCACCCCCUGACGGGGCACGGGGCCGGGGGGGGCACCGGGCACCCCCUCCUCUGCUCCACACCCCCAGGACAGGGGGGACCCCAGGAACUUCCAGGAGAGAGCAUGGCUGGGGGCUGGGAGCCUCCUGCUGCAGGGUCUGGGGUCUCUGCAGCAGAGGUGUGGGGACAGGGGGGGCUCUGCUUUGUUGUGUUUGAUGCCUCAAAAAGCUGCUGAGGAGGGGACAUCUCUGGGAGGGGACAUCUCUGGGACAGGGUGUCUCUAGGAGGGGACAUUUCUAGGAUGGGGACAUCUCUGGGAUGGGGAAUCGUUGGGAUGGGGCAUCUCUGGGAGGGGACAUCCCUGACCCCCCCCCUCCCCGGCUCCUCUGGAGGAGCAGAGGGGGUGUGACAAUGCCCCGGUGGCAGCGUGUGACAAUGACAAUGUGGCACACAGUGCCCCGGUGGCAGCGUGUGACAAUGCCCGUGUGUGCCCCUGCUGGCUCCUGUGCCCCUGGGGCAGGAGCAGAGCCCCCUCCCCAUCGCUGACGGCUCCACCCCCGUGGCUGAGGGUGAUCCCAGCCCUGGCUGCUCCAGGGUGAUCCCAGGGUGAUCCCAGGGUGAUCCCAGGGUGAUCCCAGGGUGAUCCCAGCCCUGGCUGCCCCAGGGUGAUCCCAGGGUGAUCCCAGGGUGAUCCCAGCCCUGGCUGCCCCAGGGUGAUCCCAGGGUGAUCCCAGGCUGCUCCACCUCUUGGAAACUCCAGCAGGGACAAACCCAACGGGGCAGCUCCACCUCCCGCUGCUCCCGAGCCCAGCACUUGAGCCUUUCCCAGCACUUGAGCCUUUCCCAGCACUUGAGCCUUUCCCAGCCUUUCCAUGGACAUCCCGACCCUUUUCCAUGAAAACCCUCCUGCCUGGAGCCCUGCAGCUCCUGGGGGCACAGCUGGGAAGCACCAGCAGCUCUCCCAUCACUAAAAGCUGCAGGUGCCAGGACAGGCAGUGGCCCUGCUCCCCUCCUGCCCCACUUGGGCUCCCUGGCUCUUACUGGGAGCACUGGAGCUGCAGCUCCAUGCAGGGACCAGGCUCCUCUGGGCAGGGACUUGUCCUGGUCCUGUUGAGGGAUUUUGGGGUGAGGAGGGGAGCAAACUCCUCUCUCCCAUCCCAAACCUUCCUGAUUUUUGCAAACCAGGGAAUUCAAGCUGGGUAUUCCCUGUGCUGCCCAAGCUGCAGAUGAAGAAUCCCUCCCUUUUCUCCCCUUGCAGCUGCCCAGGCUUAGCAGGACCAGCCUGGAUUUUUUUAAUGCUCCCAUUUCUCCUGUCCCCGCCUCUUUUUUAACAGAAUAACCAACUUUUCAGCCUGUUUCCAUAUCUGAGCUUGUCAUUUUGCUCCUGGCUCUUCCUGCAGGAUCCCUCUUCCCUGAUGGGAAUGCUCUGGGCUGUGCUUAAGAGAAAAGCAUUAAAAUAUUUGCUGUAUUAUUCCCACCCCUGCUCGGCUGUGCUUGCCCCGUGCAGGGCAGCACAACUUGGCCAUGCUCAGGUUUAGUGGCCACAACUCGGGUUUUGUGGCCCUUCCCGGCUCACCUGAGCCCCCCUGGCUGCUUUGUCCCCUUGCAGGUGCAUUUCUCCACACAAAAUUCCCGUUCUCAUCGUGCCACCUCUUCUCCCAGCUUGGGAGAAGCUUAAACUCGAGUUUUAAAUCGAGUUUAAAGCCCUUCCUCCGCUGUGAACCAGUUUAACCAGUACGAUCCGUGCUCCCCUCCUCCUCCCCGGCUCCUCUUGGGUGCAAACACCACCAGAUGGAGCCUUUUGGCCACGAUGGCUACGAGCCACCGCUGCUUAUUUCCCUUUUUUUCAGCCCCUUGACUGACAAAUCAUCGUCGGUUCUCUGCUUGGGUUGUGUCCAGCAGGACUUGGAAAAAAAAAAAAAAAAUAAAAAUCAGUGCACCAGCUUUAAUUCACUACUUCAGACCCACUCCUGGAACUUCAGCAGAUCAGGGAGAGCUUUUGCUGCUCAUUUAUUCUCAUUUCCCAGCUAAAGCUUCCCCUUGCAGCUGUGAGGCCAUAAAGGAUAUUUUUCAGAUUUAUGGGGAAGGAUUGAGGUCCAGGACAGAGGGGAGAACUCUUCAAUAGGUGCUGUACAAAGGAAAAAUUCCAUUUUUAUGCAUUUUUCUCAGGGGAUUUGCAGAGGGAGGAGCCUCUCAGGAUGUCAGUGCCUCUCCUCCCUCUGCUUUCAGCUCUCCCAACUUUUCUGGGUGGAAAAAAGCUUGAACUGGGGCUGUGCCCCAGCCCUGUGUGGCCACAGCCCCGCUGCCCCUGCCAGCCCAAAGCAGGGAAGGCAAAAAGGGGCCUGGGGGGAUUUCCUGGUGCUCCAGGAGGGGAAUGCAGGGACAGAGACAGAGGAUUCCUGGGCUGGCAGGAGGAAUUCACCCAGGAGGGAUUUUCCAGGAGAAUUCAUCCAGGAGGAUUCAUCCAGGAGGAUUCAUCCAGGAGGAAUCCAUCCCAGAGGUCAGGGUGGUGCAUGGAAAAGGGGUGAGAGCCCAAAGGAGUCUUAUUUCCUCCUCUUGAGUCUGUUUUUUUCUCCUCCUGAGCCUCUUUUUACACCUUUUGAGCCUCUUUUUAACUCGGAUUGAGCCGAUUUUGAGGGCGGUUUUUGAUCCCACCCUCUCCCUCCUGGGUGGAGGAGUCUGUCCCAGCUCCCUGAGGGUCAGAGGCACCUCUCCAGCCCUUCCCCAUGCCCUGAGCCACUCCUGGCCACCCCUGGCCAGCCCAGGUGGCCCAGGGCUCUGUGUGAAGCUCCGUACCUGACCCAGGCUGGCACUGUCACCUCUGCUCCUUCCCUGCCCUGACCCCGGUGUCCCCUCCCCAGCCCUGCUGUCCCCCAGGGCAGUGAGGGACACUUUGUGGUGGCUCUGGAAGGGUGGGACAAGGACACCAACCUCGUUUUUUCCAACCUUGAAGAGGGGAAAUGCACAGGUUGUCCCUGGGAGAGGGGGGAGGAGGGACCUGCGGGUCACCUUUGCACUGUGUGGGACACGCCGGGGUGGCUUUGACCUGCAAAGAACAAACAGAAAAAAACCCAAAAAACCAAAAAAAAAAACCCAUUUCUUUUUACAAAUAAUCUGUUUUUAAAUGAUGUAAUAUAUAAAAAUAUCUAUCUAUGUCAGAAUAAAAAUGGUACAC